AUGUGGGCUGUUGGUGAAACGUGUCUAUAUUCGAAGUCACCAAAUGGAGACUACACUUUUGCCUGCAUCAAGGAUGUUGAUGAUGUUCAAAAGCGACUUCUUAUUGGCUCCUUUGCUGAAGACGAUAAGGAUGAAUGGGUUCCAAUGUCAUGUGUGCUUGCCAUAGACAACGAGAGUCAGCUCCUCAGUGCAAUCUCCGCACCAAACGCCAGUGCUGCUUUUCAGGAGUUGGAUAAGUUAUUUUUCACCUCAAAGGUCAACAAAGCACUCUCCUUGGAGGAUAGUCCGGAGUCGUGGAGUGAGGAUGAGAAUUAUUAUUACGCUGAAAUCCAGGAAAUAUACACGGAAACUCAAACCUGCAACGUGGCCUUCCUCUACUAUGACAAUGAGGAAGUGGUCAACCUGAGUGAUCUCUACUCCCACAAGGCCCCCGAGGCCAGACUCGUUACAGAUGAGGGGAAUAUCCGAACAGCAGCUGAGAGGCUCAUUUCAACUUUGUGCGACCAAAUGGAGGGGGUUUCUACCGAGCCCGAACCUGUUGGUGUGAAUGAACAAUCAACAAGCAAGGACAGCACCCAGGAGAACCCUCCGCCCACAAAUGCGGCACCAGCCAGGAAUGCCGAACAGAGAAAAGCAAAGCCAGAGUCUGCUGUUGUUGCUGGCACAUCAAUUGAAACUACCAUGGGGAGUCUUGCUCCGCCGCCCUAUCCUGUCCCCCUAGCCUUGCCGCCGAACUGGAAGGAUCUGCUCAUCGCGGAUCAAGCUCCUCUUCAAGCUCUCCUGACUAGUUGGUUCAUGUGUGGCUACCAUACUGGCUACUUUGAGGUGCGUUGUCCCCUCCCCCUCUCCUCGUUCUCUUAUCUUGCUAUUCCGGAGCCUUCGUGUCACUCCCCUGGGAGUUUAGUGGGUGCGGAUAACUUCUAUGGCCGCCUAAACGGGACACAGAAACUGUGA
This is a messenger RNA of Dibothriocephalus latus, 954 nucleotides long. Lineage: Eukaryota; Metazoa; Platyhelminthes; Cestoda; Diphyllobothriidea; Diphyllobothriidae. The record is from the annotation of a GenBank genome assembly.